Messenger RNA from Protobothrops mucrosquamatus (brown spotted pit viper), 1926 nucleotides. Its product is annotated as dickkopf-related protein 3-like. The transcript has 6 exons. Gene Ontology annotation, biological process: negative regulation of Wnt signaling pathway; multicellular organism development. Lineage: Eukaryota; Metazoa; Chordata; Lepidosauria; Squamata; Viperidae. The record is from RefSeq and is a predicted model, not a curated record. Gene Ontology annotation, cellular component: extracellular region. Bases 1 to 651 code for a protein of 216 amino acids.
AUGGGGCAGUUCUCCUUACAGGAGAUGGUCUUGGACAUAGCUAGAAGGCAAGCCAUGAAGAGCUUUAUAGAUGAGUAUUUGAUGGAAGCAGAAGAAGACGGCUCUAAAAAGAUAAUGGGAAUUGAAUUUCAGAAGCUUCCUGCCAAUUACCAUAAUGAAUCCUACACAGAUACAAAAGUUGGAAAUAAAACUAUACAUAGACAUCAAGAAAUUGAUAAGGUAACGGAUAAUAAAACUGGAUCUACUAGCUACUCUGAGACUAUUAUUACAUCAAUACAAGAAGGCAGAAAGAGAAAUCAUGAGUGCAUAAUAGAUGAAGACUGUGAAAUUGGAAAAUACUGUGCAUUCUCUGAUUUGAUGUACAACUGUCACAUUUGCAAACCUCAACACGCAUCCAUUGAAGAUGCCCAGAAAGAGAAACCUGGUCACAGCAGCGAAUCUCUUUGUGAAUCAUCGUUGAACAAGACCCAAAGUGAGGACAAAAACCAAUUACUAGCAGAUGAAUUAUCGCUUCUGGACUUUGUAACCCAAGAUAUUCCUGGUGAAUAUGAAGAGAGACUGAUCAAAGAAGUGCAGAAAGAACUGGAAGAUGAAGUGGCUGAUUCAGGGAAAUUAGCUAUGGCUAGUGACUUUUUUGGAGAGGAAAUAUAAGUCUAGCAAGUUAACUGAUCAUACGUGCACUAUUAUUGGUAUUUCAAGAGUUAUCAUACACACACGGUAUAACUGGACUUCCUCUUUGCUGCAUAGAAAUGCAGUUAACUCCACUGCAUAGAUUCAUGAAAAUAGAUUACUCUUCUAAAGCUCAAGCUAAAUAUAAUGGGUAGAGAUCCCUACAUUUUUACUGUUUUGAGCUGGUUAAGAAUUAGGGUUCAAUUUAAGACUGGUGGUUUGAGUUAUGUAUUUCUGGUAUAUAUAGCUCCUUUUAAAAAAAUCCAGCUAUUUUUUGCUUCUUAAAGUUCAACAAUACUGAAGGAUGCUAUGUACUUUGUGACUAGAACCUACAGGAGAUUGGUGUCUAGUAUAUGCAGAGCAUAUCAGGAGAGUCUGUUUGAAUUAGUUAUAUUGACUACACCUGGUGGAAGUGAUAGUGUAUGAGCUGCAGAACUUGGUUUGGAAUGAACAUUUCCUGAACAUAUGCCUGAAAUAGGCUUUCGAUGAACAGGUACUGCAAUAAAGUUGAAACUCUCCUGUUGGCAAUAGAUGUGUAAAACAUGAGUUCAUGCUGUCUGUAUAUAUGUGUUGUAUAUACACACACAUACGCAAAUAUAAAAAGUGUUCGAGAGUUUUAGGAUGUAUAACUUUUCCACAGUAUUCUCAAAUUUAAGUACAGCCCCAUGAAGGGGGAAAAUGCAAUUACAGUAGUUUCUUUUUUGGGGUGCGUGUGUCUGAAUACUGGAAGGUUAGAGCUCUUGAUUUUCUUUUAAAUAACCAUCUUACUAUACCAUAUAAAUCUGUUUUUAACAUUUUUAGCAGCAUUGUCUAAUCCUUAAGAAUAUAUUGGAGUUCUGGUCAAAAUUUUGUUGGAGUGACAGUUUCAAACAUUGUAGGAAUGAAUGUGCAUACUGGCCUUCUCUACCACAUCUGUCUCUAUUCCCCAACCUUUGGUUGUUAUCUCAAAGGCCUCACUAUGAACUGUUCAUGUUUUCCCUGAAUAUAUAUAUACACAUGAAUUGGAAAAGAAAUUAAUCACAAACUGUUCAAAUCUUGUGCAGCACUGACAUCUGUGCAGAAUAAAUCUUCACAUACUCAAAAUACCUGUGACAUCCUUCCACAAUUGGCUGCAAGUAUUCAUGACAAUUUAAGAUCCACCAGCAAAGAAACAUUUGGAAGUCAAUUCAAAAGGCUUUUCUUCCAUUUACAUAAGAAUUUCUUGCAAAACAAUCCUGUAUUUUGACUAUUACAAUAAAUUUCAAAGUGUGAUUAAAG